Molecule: messenger RNA, 1569 nt
Organism: Trichoderma virens Gv29-8
Lineage: Eukaryota; Fungi; Ascomycota; Sordariomycetes; Hypocreales; Hypocreaceae
Exons: 4
Coding region: 1-1569 (522 amino acids)
Biological process (GO): positive regulation of transcription by RNA polymerase II
Cellular component (GO): nucleus
Molecular function (GO): zinc ion binding; DNA-binding transcription factor activity, RNA polymerase II-specific; transcription cis-regulatory region binding
Source: RefSeq, a predicted model, not a curated record
AUGGGCUCAGUCCAACCACCCACGAAGCCAUGCCACAACUGCCGUCGGCAGCGGCUCCGUUGUGACCGGUCGUAUCCACACUGCAACAAGUGCGCCGCCUCGGGCAAAGAGUGUCUCGGAUACGGCAAGCUGUUUCGCUGGACGGGCGCCAUAGCGAGUCGCGGCAAGCUGGCCGGCCGGACGUCGAGUGCCCCCGUGGGCGCGGGUGACGCCGAGGAUGCUGACGCCGGGGUGGACGGCGACGCGAGGUCAGAGGCCGGAGCUGUGUCGCCGCUUGUGCGCUCCAGGACGAGCUCACCGCAGGCUGUGGCUCUCAACGGGAGCUUUGCAAGGCGAUCCCCGUGGGUGUUGGUCGAUCCUCUCUUUCAGGGCUUAGACAAGUCUCACCGGUUUUAUCUCGACUACUUCACAACCCGCGUGUGCAAAGACCUGGUCUCCAAUGACGGGCCACAGUGCAAUCCUUUCCGCAGCCUCAUCCCGCUGACCCGUGCUCACCCACUGCUGCAGCACAUCAUCGUUGCAGCCUCAGCUGCCCACAUGUCCAACCUGAUUAGAAUGGGCCUGCCCUACCCUGAUGGCGGGUUCAUACCGGCGAACCGGGAUGCGGCAUCAACUAGGGCGCUGGAUGAUGCGCUGGUUGCUAAACACACAGCGCUGAAGCUAAUGUCUACCGCGAUUCAAAAUCUCGAUACCAUUAAUGGUGACGUCGUGCUUGCAGCCUCGCUUUUUUUCAUCAACGUGGAGUUGAUUGAAUCUGGAAAGCAUGGCUGGAGGGCACAUCUUGAGGGAGCUGCAAAGAUCAUGUCCUUCUUGCAGCUUACCAAGGCCUGGGAUAGCUCAUUACGAGACUACCUUCUAUCAGAUUGCUUCAUUUACUUUAUCCUGGCUUCAGCAUUUAUGCCGGCGCGAUAUGCAGCGUCGCUCAACUUUGAGUCCUCGCAGAUUCCUUUUGUGCUUGGCAAGACGGUAGCGAAUAGCUACUUGUGCUGCCCGCCGGAGCUGAUGGAAAUCUUGCACGAGGCCUCUCAGCUUUCAAACAGUGUACUUGGGGACGAGUCCAACGAAGCCGCCACCAUAGCUGCUCUGGAGCUCAUUAAUCGUGCUCAAGCUUACGAUAUUUAUGCAUGGGCUCGUGACACUGCCAGGGCUCUUGGUUUACCAAACGAUGUGAUGCAAAGCCGCAUGCACGCUGGGGCUAGUCAUCGUCUAGCUGCUUGCAUAUAUAUUCUGCAGGCUAUUCCCUCUGCCGGAGAGAGGCUUGGCCCGGAGUUUGCCGCCUUCCUCACGGACGACCUACUGGCGCACUUGAACAUGAUGCCUGUAGAAGACCCGAAUUUCAAGGCAACCACGUGGCCAACAUUCAUCAUAGGUGCGGAGACGAGGGAUCCAGUACGGCAGAAAUUUAUCAUGGAAAGAUUACGCAUAAUGACUACGGUAUGUCCGUGGGGUUUCAUCCAUACUGCCAUGGAAACGCUUCAGGUUAUCUGGAAUCUAGCUGCUGAAGAAAGAGGAUCCAAGAGUUGGGUGCAAACGCUGAAAGAUCCGGAAAUGAACUUCUUGAUCGUCUGA